AUGUGCACUUGAAACGAGAGAGAUGUUAUCGACACUUGGAUGACCAUCUGUCUUUGUUUAGUCGGUCAGUAGCCUAACGUGACAUUCCUUCAUGUACCAUUUGCCUGGAGCGUGAGAUGGGCGGCUACACAAAAGACUCCACACCGCACUGGCACAGGCUCAGUUGAGGUUGAGACUGUAUCGGGUUCAUACACACCAAGUUUUAUUCCCAUUUUCUCAUUCACUCACAAUGUUUUCGGAAAUUUGUUGAGUCAAGUUUUACGGAUGUGAAACUAAAUUUCACCGCUAAAAUACUGUGAAUUACGAUGAUAAUUCUCCGGACACCAGUGGAAUUUAGAUCGAAAGGGCUCGAAAGGGAAUACCCAUGAGUAGUAACCUCAUUGCAAGGACGCCAUAUGUAGUCCUAGCCAAACCUAAAACAUCUCAUUCAUAUUUAUUACUCACCAGUAUCCUUUGUACAUUUCGAAUUUUUUAAUUCACCCGGUAAUGAGCACGAUUAUGUUUUCAUUGUCUGUGCAACACUGAGUUGACAAUAAGAAGAGUGGCCCCACCACAAACAUGGACUUUGUUAUUCUAUCGAUAAACGGUCGAGAUGUUUCCAAUUCUAGUCACGAAGAUGCUGUGCGCUAUUUUGAAACUGCCCAAGAGCCCAUAACAAUCCAGGUACUGCGAAAGCAGUCGGCGAGGAUAAUAUCGCAUGCCGAGACAACGGCAAGUAGACCAGAGUCAUCAGAGCAGAGAAAAUGGUCUUGUGUUGUAUCGACAGGGGUUCAAACGGAUCUGGGUGGACUGAUUAAUGAAGACUACGAGGAAAAUUACUACGUGUUCGAGGACGGCGAAGAGUACGACUUUGAGAACGAGGAGAACGACGGGGAUGACGUUGAAGAGGCUGAGGAAUUCGACGAGAUCUUCUCGAAUUCGGUUGACCCACAGCAGCUGCGGGACUACAAACUCCGUGAGGACGUCUACUUCGAGGAAGUGACACUGCGGAAAAGCGCGAGCACUGAGAAACUGGGGUUAACAGUCUGCUACAAUUACUCGUACGAUCGAGAUAAUUCUGAGGCUGCAGAGGUCUACAUCUCCGAAAUAGCGAAGGACAGUUUGGCAGCAAGAGACGGUAGACUCCGAGAGGGUGAUCAGAUCCUGCAGGUCAAUGGGAAGGACAUCGAGAGUAAAGAGCAGACGGAGAGAGUCUUCGCACAGACGAAGAAUACCGUUGUCAUCCUGGUGAGUCGAUGCCUCUACCAUCAGACAUCGUCUCCAUUGUUCUCUGACAACAUCCCAGCGUACCAGAACAGCAUGAUCGAGCUCCUUCUCCAACAGCAAAAGCGUCAGUACGAGUCUUCGGGAGCCGGGGAGAACGAGCAUAGCGAGGGGGCAUUCAGAUCGUCACCACCACCAGUGCCAUCCCACAGUCUCCCCAUCAACACCACCAACUUGAACAUGAACACGUCGUCAUCCACCUGCUCCUCCCAAAACUCCCACGGUUCGAGCAAGGACUGCAUCACAGAGAAGAAUUCGAAUUACGGGGAGAGCCUGAAGGAGUCGAUGAAGAAGAUUGAUGAGUUGAACAUCAGUGGGAAGCGUAGGAAGCCUCGAGAAGCUGGAAGUGACAGUGAGCACAUCUACGAGACCAUUCCGGAGAGCGACGCAGAGCCCAUUUACUCGUCUCCCUACGAGAGUAAAUUGAAUCUUCGAAGGAAUGAAGGGGGCCAUGACCACCGAAGUAAAUCCUCCAAGAGCAGCAGUUCAAUUGAGGAGAAGGACUCGUCGAGUGCCUACAAUACUGGAGAAUCUUGUCACAGCAAUCCUUUAGUUCUUGAGCUGCACAAGGAUCCCAGAGAGCUCAGGGGUAGCACUCUCGUCCUCUGUCCCUCGGACAAUACCUACACGAGUACUCUAGUUUCAACAGCAACAUGUCGAAGUAGACCCCCACCUUCCUGCGAUGUAGCUGAAAAUCAGGUGAUUCGGACGAUUCAGUCUUCCCUCUCUGCUCCACAGUUUAUAAACCAUCAAGUGACUCCUGAUAAGGAGGAGAAGAAAACAAACUCCUGUUAUUAUCACGGCACAAAUCGCCAUCAGUACCAGACUCCUUAUCAAUAUUACCAUCAGCCCCAUUACCAGCAGAAUGUCUCGAAUAAUCGAGCCUCUUGGGACAAUCGGGAUAAAGACUCUAGUGGAUCUGGCAUCAUGUACACUAAUGUUGAUAAUCUCGAGCAGACGAUGAUGCUGCAGCAGCAGAUAUUCACACAAGCACUUAAUAGGAAAAAUGUCAGCAAUAAAGAGACGAGAGUUAGAAACUCAAAGUCGAGGGGUAAAUUCAGGGCACCCAAUUUGACCCAGUAUCACUUCAUCGGUAGUCAACAGGUUCGUCAAGCAAAUACACUGAAUUUACCGGAGGACAAGUGCGAUCCCAGGAUGGAGUGGAAGGUGAAACGAAGACCCGAUGGAACGAGGUACAUUGUCAGGCGACCAGUGAGGAAUCGACUGCUGGGGAAUAGAACGCUGGAGAUAUCUGAGGAGAGAGCUGGACUUACGACUGAGGAUGACACUGUUUCCGAGAUAAAACUUGGAAGAUAUUGGACCAAAGAUGAACGAAAAAGACACUUAGAGCAGGCUCGUCUCCGCAAACAGCGUCAGGCAACAAUAAAACAGCAAAUGAAACAGCAACAGUCUUACGAAUUAACGAAUUGUGAUCACGUGGACGAAACUAAAGAGGUUCGAAAACCCACUCAAGACCCUGGACUGAUAAAUACUCAAAAAAUUGAUGAUCACUGUGGAGCCAAUGGAAAGCCAAUUGUAGGUCUUCUCUCAGUAACUACAGUCUAAUUGCCAAAACUAUUUUAAGCAUUUAUUAUCAAUGUUUUUUCAUUUUUAAUCCCGGUAUGUAUUCUAAUAUAUUGAUAACAAUGUACAUAAUAGUAGAAAAAAAAACACAUCAC
Messenger RNA from Diachasma alloeum, 2942 nucleotides. RefSeq names its product E3 ubiquitin-protein ligase PDZRN3 (gene Slip1). Gene Ontology annotation, molecular function: protein binding. The record is from RefSeq and is a predicted model, not a curated record. NCBI's taxonomy places the organism in Eukaryota, Metazoa, Arthropoda, Insecta, Hymenoptera, Braconidae. The coding region runs from base 559 to 2829 and encodes 756 amino acids. The transcript has 3 exons.